GUUUCCACAGCUGUUCAGCACGGUUCAGCAUCCGCUUUAAAAUUUCCAAGAAGCAUGGCUGCGAUUGGUGUGCAUUUCGGAUACACAUGUGCUUGUGUCGCUAUUUUCAAGGAUGGCCGAGCGGAGGUGGUCGCCAAUGACGCCGGAGACCGAGUGACUCCUGCCGUGGUGGCGUAUAGGGAUACUGAGCAGAUUGUGGGCAUUGCAGCCAAGCAUGGGCGUGUUCGUAAUGCUGCCAACACUGUGGUUAAAGUGAAACAGGUACUGGGGAGGAGCUUCAAGGAUCCUGAGGUGCAGAAACAUAAAGCUGAGAGUAAAUGUCCUCUAAUAAACAAAGGGGAGCAGCCUUUCUACGAGAUGACUGGAGAGACCAGCAGACAUGUGGCUCCUCAGGACAUUGCCAGACUCAUUUUACACAAGAUGAAAGAGACUGCUCAGUCAGCCCUAGGUGCUGUUGUCACCGAGGCCGUCAUCACGGUCCCCUUUGAGUUUGCACAUGCUCAAAAGGUGGCUCUUCGAGAGGCUGCAGAGGCGGCCGGUUUCCGGGUUUUGAGGUUGAUCCACGAGCCGGCUGCUGCUCUUCUGGCGUAUGGCAUUGGACAGGACUGUCCCUCUGGAAAGAGCCAUGUUCUGGUUUACAAGCUAGGUGGUACAUCCCUGAGUGUGACGGUGCUCCAGGUGAAUGGUGGAAUGUUCCGGGUUCUAAAUACACACACAGACCACAGCAUCGGAGGAGAGAGCUUCACAGCCGCUCUGGCUCAACACCUGGCGGCAGAGUUUAAACGGUCGUUUAAGCAGGAUGUGAGUGGUAAUGCGAGGGCGAUGCUGAAGCUGAUGAACGGUGCAGAUAUGGCCAAACAUUCUCUCUCCACGCUCGGCUCAGCUAACUGCUUUGUUGACUCGCUACAUGACGGCAUGGACUUUGACUGCAAUGUCUCCAGGGCUCGUUUUGAACUGCUUUGCUCUUCUUUAUUCAACAAGAGCGUUCAACCAAUCAAAAUCCUGCUGGAGAUGACUGGCCUCACUACCAGUGACAUCAACCAGGUUGUUCUAUGUGGGGGUUCUGCAAGGAUUCCUCGAUUACAGCAGAUGAUCAAAGAUCUGUUUGCUGAUGUAGAGCUGCUCAGCUCUGCUCCUCCAGAUGAGGUCAUUGCUGUUGGCGCAGCAAUGGAGGCGGGGCUUCUAGUCGGCCGUGAGAUUAACCCCUCCCCUGAGUCUGUUACUGUGGAAGCUUGUGCUUCGGACAUUUUACUCAGGGAGGUGGAUGAAUCCGGGGCUGUGGUGUUCUCUGUGCUCCUCCCCUCGGGUACACCCCUUCCUGCUCGGCGACAUCACAUCCUGUCUGGUCCUGGUCACCUGCCCUCACUCUGUUUGGAGCUUUACCACAAGUCCACCCAACAGCCGGAGAGACUGGCUAAGAUUGUUCUGAAAGACUUGGAGACUAAAGAGGAUGGCAACCAUGACAUUGACGCCGUGGUAACGAUGAAAAGGGAUGGGUCUCUGCACAUUAACUGUGUGGAACAGAGCAGUGGGAGGAAUGAAGCUGUCAGCAUUCCAGCAGCCUCCUGAUCUCACAGCCCAAAUACACCAUCUGUUCCACCAGUACAUUUUCACCUCUAAUUUUUUUGUUGAAUUAUAAAUAAAAACACUGAGCUUAA
Messenger RNA from Esox lucius (northern pike), 1658 nucleotides. It is a transcript of the gene hspa14, whose product is annotated as heat shock protein 14. The transcript has 13 exons. Gene Ontology annotation, biological process: protein refolding; cellular response to unfolded protein. NCBI's taxonomy places the organism in Eukaryota, Metazoa, Chordata, Actinopteri, Esociformes, Esocidae. Gene Ontology annotation, molecular function: misfolded protein binding; ATP hydrolysis activity; heat shock protein binding. Gene Ontology annotation, cellular component: cytoplasm; ribosome. Bases 55 to 1569 code for a protein of 504 amino acids. The record is from RefSeq and is a predicted model, not a curated record.